UAGCUUUGUAAACAUGAACGAUUCUUGGGGUUCCUGUGGACGUCGGUUAUUGCAAAAGACUGAGCUCGAGCAGGAGGGAAAAUUAAAAAUGGCGGGAACGAGUGUAAGAACCAUGGAGAAUGUGAUGGUGUCAGCUAGGGCGGCCGGCAUCACGUCUCGCAUCGGCCCAGUGCAGUUGCUCAGGUUCUCAUCACACGUCAUGUCAGAUGAAUACCGACUACUAGAGCUAUCUCCAAAGCUCCUGGAGACCUUGGAGCAAGGGGAAAGUUUGGUCAUCCGUGGUGAGAACCAGGAAGAGGCUUUGCUUUUCUCCAAAGACACAACAUUUGAAGUCAAACUUGCUGACACAUCUAAUACAUUACUCCUAACACCAAGUUGCCAAACACCUAAAGACAAUGGGUUCAAGCAAGAAACGAGUGAACUGAUUGAAAGACAGGUUUCCAGCUGUCAUUCAGAAUACCUGGAGGUGAGGUCAGGCAGGCCACGCCUUCAAAAGCUGCGCAGGUUAUUAGAGCAGGCUAUGUAUAAGGGACCAGAAUAUGAGAACAAAGGCGACGAUAUGACAGACGGUAUUCGGGAAAAGUUCACUCUAGAUGACUUACUAAAUGUUGUACAAGGAAGUGAGCAGGAAAUUAAACAAAAGCUGGACAAAUUAGGAGCUCUUGAGAUCAAUGGCCACUGGCGACUGCUGGAAAAAGACUAUGAAGAGAGGGCCACAAUGCGCAUUCUGACAUACCUAGAGGAAAUGGCCUGGGAUUAUCAGAGAGUACCAUUAGAUGAGUGUUGUGAUGGACUGAAAGAACUCCAGCCAAGCUUUGUAACAGAAUACUGCCUGCGUCAUUAUGGCAAAUUGUGUGAUGGCUGCAUGGAAGAGGUCCACUAUCAUCUGUUGGAAGAUAAGAUCUGCAGGUUUUAUGCAGAAUAUCUCCUUCGACCUGCGGGCAGAUUCAACUAUCACGAGUUCAUGGAGUCGUGGCAACAGAGUGUUCCAGAUGGCAUGACAACUACCCUUGAACAUCUACAGGGUAUUGCACUAACAGACAUGAAAAGUCAUCCCCCUGUUAUCUGGCAUUUUCCAGCAAGUGAUCUACCGGAAGAACCAGAGAUCAGGUUUAACAAACUUUUUAAAACAAGAAAUAAAUGGACAUUUGAUGAGAUCCAGCCCUACAUCAGGGAUUUGGUGGGUACUGGGCAGCCCCUAAACUCUCUCCUCUUGAAAUAUGCUCGCUCCUCAAAAGAUGACGCAGGAAACAAAGUUUACAACUCCAAGAAACCAGUCUAAACCAUUGUUCCAAUACUCUAUUUUUAGAUGAUAUAUGGAAAGUUAUUUUGUCUAAUGGGGGGCAUAAAGGCUGUUUAAUGGGUAGGGAAGGAAGCUACUGUGCUUGAUGCUUGUAAUACAGGGCCAAUGAAGAGUAAGUACGCAGCUGCUUUGUCUUCUAUUAUCUGUGCUCUACAAAGGAGUUCUUUUGUCUCUAUUCUUCUCGUUCUUUGUGUCGAGGUGCGGAUAUUGUUCAUUUGCCCAAUCAAAUUGCAGCUUAUAAGAGCUGCGUACUGACCCCCAAUGAAGCAUAUAUGUAGACACAUAAGCGUCAACAUCAAUUCUUUACUCAACCACAAUAUAAUGUACAUAUUUACAAUGUAAAUACACCCCUGUAAGGUGACAAACGAUUACACUAGCAUAAUAACACAUGUAAAAAUCUGCAAAAUUGAUUAACAUAUUAAACAGGAAUAGAUGAAA
Nematostella vectensis (starlet sea anemone) is the source of this 1741-nucleotide messenger RNA. Its product is annotated as sister chromatid cohesion protein DCC1. NCBI's taxonomy places the organism in Eukaryota, Metazoa, Cnidaria, Anthozoa, Actiniaria, Edwardsiidae. The coding region runs from base 14 to 1282 and encodes 422 amino acids. Gene Ontology annotation, cellular component: chromosome, centromeric region; Ctf18 RFC-like complex; nucleus. The record is from RefSeq and is a predicted model, not a curated record. The transcript has 13 exons. Gene Ontology annotation, biological process: mitotic sister chromatid cohesion; maintenance of mitotic sister chromatid cohesion.